Molecule: messenger RNA, 4269 nt
Organism: Achroia grisella
Lineage: Eukaryota; Metazoa; Arthropoda; Insecta; Lepidoptera; Pyralidae
Gene: pnut
Product: septin-7
Exons: 11
Coding region: 292-2412 (706 amino acids)
Biological process (GO): cytoskeleton-dependent cytokinesis; cilium assembly
Cellular component (GO): microtubule cytoskeleton; cell division site; septin complex
Molecular function (GO): GTP binding; GTPase activity; molecular adaptor activity
Source: RefSeq, a predicted model, not a curated record
AGCAAUGCAUUCCCAACCCUCGAGGCGGCCAGACGUGUAUUUCUGAGAUACAUUGGGGUCGGUGGCGAGUGUUGGUGUAGCGACGGCGGUGUCGAGUGCGGGGUGUCGUGCGACUCCGCCCGCGCGCCUCGUCUGCUUCGCUUGAGCUGUCAAACCGCCUCCGACGGGCACCCGGCUUGAACGCUCUUACUUCAAUCGCUGCAACUUGCGAUCGUAUCGUAGUGCGUACUCGGUGACUCACAAUCUGUGCGUGAUUUUGUUACAUCGUAUGACGGAGUUGACUCUAAGGAGAUGAACGGCAGUACGACGACGGUGAAUAGUGGCGCCGUCAACGGUACUAAUGGAGCGCUCAAUGGCAUUGGUGCAGCUCCACGUACCGCGACACUUGGAACUCCUAGUAGUUACGCGUACACAUCCAGCGGUUCUCUACUCGGUCGCGGUGGCUCCGCCAGGCCGGUUCCACCGCCAAUUUUGCCCAAGUAUAGCGGAUCUUUCAGUGCAGGUAGCACAACAGGUCUGCGGGAACGAGACAGAGAGGGUACAGGAGGUUCACAUCGCUUAGCUAGCCUUGAAAGAUUGGCUCUACGACAAAGAAUUAUCGAACAAAGUUCUAACAACCAGGUGGCAUCCCUUAAUAAUACUGGCGCAAGCAGUAGUGGGCCCACCUCUGCUACCGUCACCCUUACUGACACGGCUACGUUACAAAGUAAACGAGAGCUGUUCUUCAAGUCGGACUCAGUGAGUGGUGGUGUAAGCGCAACGGGCCCGCCUAGCGGGGCGCCGCCUGCGCCUCCAAUUGCGCCCUCUGCACUCAAGGAUGCUCUGGCGAAACGCUCUGCUACGCUCCCGGACUCGCACGACAGUAACCAUCACGAAGCUAACGGCACCGCGCUCCCGACCAAACUCAGCAAUAGUGUGUCAGUUGACACCCCAAAACUUUCAAGUGCGGCAGCCCUGCCUACUGCAGCGCCCCCAGUGCCAACUACAGCUCCGCCUUCGGUACCUACACCUCUUAGGAGUACAGAAAACAUUAUGAAGAAACCAGAGCACCCACCUGUUGCGCCGAAACCGGAAUUACCUAAGUUAGAAAAGCCAAAAACCAAAGAAUUAGACGGAUACGUUGGAUUUGCAAAUCUCCCAAAUCAGGUGUAUAGGAAGGCAGUGAAAAAAGGAUUCGAAUUUACGUUAAUGGUAGUAGGUGAAACAGGGCUCGGCAAGUCGACGUUAAUAAACUCUUUGUUCCUAACUGACGUGUAUGAUAAAGAUAAACACCCAGGACCAUCGCUACGGGUGAAGAAGACUGUAGGCGUGGAAACAAGUGUUGUGUUACUCAAGGAGAAUGGUGUCAACCUCACGUUAACCAUCGUAGACACACCCGGAUUUGGUGACGCCGUCGAUAAUAGUAAUUGCUGGCAGCCGAUUAUUGAUUUUGUGGAAUCUAAGUAUGAAGAGUUCCUGAACGCUGAAUCACGCGUGACGCGCAAGGCAGCGCCGCCUGAUACUCGCGUCCACUGUUGCCUAUAUUUCAUCGCACCCAGCGGACACGGGCUCAAACCACUCGAUGUGGAGUUCAUGCAGCGGCUCGGUGACAAAGUCAACAUCAUUCCCGUUAUAGCCAAAGCUGACACUAUGACGCCCGAAGAGUGCAAGGAUUUCAAAGAACAGAUAAUGAAGGAAAUCACGCAACACAAAAUCAAAAUCUACGACUUCCCGGAGAGCAGCGGUGAGGAAGGCGAGGCGGCGGACGCGACGCGAGCAGUUCGUUCGCGUGUUCCGUUUGCUGUCGUUGGCGCCAACACUGUCAUCGAGCAGGAUGGACGCAAAAUACGCGGAAGGAAAUACCCCUGGGGAAUUGCGGAGGUGGAAAAUCUAGAGCACUGUGAUUUCUUGGCUCUGCGCAAUAUGGUAAUUCGGACGCACCUCCAAGAUCUGAAAGAUGUUACGAGCUCAGUACAUUAUGAAAACUAUCGGUGCCGCAAGCUCGCCGGUCUCUCCCACGAUGGCAAGCCACAUAGGAUUAACUCUAACAAGAAUCCUUUGGCACAAAUGGAAGAGGAAAAGAGAGAACAUGAUCUUAAAAUGAAGCAGAUGGAAAGUGAAAUGGAGCAGGUGUUCGAGAUGAAGGUUCGCGAGAAGCGCGCCAAGCUGAAGGAGUCCGAGGCGGAGCUGGCGCGGCGGCACGAGGCGACGCGGCGCGCGCUGGAGGCGCAGGCGCGCGAGCUCGAGGAGCGCCAGCGCGCGCUCAUGGCCGAGCGCGCCGCCUGGGAGCGCGACACCGGCCUCUCGCUCGACGACCUGCGCCGCCGCUCGCUCGAGGCCAACAGCAAGGAGACCGUGGAUGGCAAAGACAAAAAGGAUAAGAAAAAGAAAGAUUGGUCUUUUAAGAGUGUUACAGCUGGAAUAGCAAUAUAGUAUGGACAUAGGUCUGAACACGACGCACCAAACUAGUUUAGUGAGAUAUAGUUGUAUGAUUAUGAUAUACCAUAAAGGAACAACGAUUAUUAAGAGACUACAGAACGUAAUAACACUGUAUUUGACAUGUUAAAGCGGACUAUUCAAUUUUACACGAUUUUACAUAAUAUUACUUUUUAUCUAUUUAUUUAUAAGAGUUUCCAUUAUUUAUGUUUUAUUUAUCGUAAGUAAGGCCUAAUUUUUACUAUCAUGUUUCAAAAAUCAUUUGUAAACAAUGUUUUGUACGAUUUUUUAUUUGAGGCCUUUGAAAUUUUUACUGUUUUCGUUAUGAAAAUAGUGCACAAAUGUUUUUACAGCUUACGAUUAGAUUUUUACGUCCACAGAGAUGCCAAAUAGCUUGUAAUAAUAACGAUCUGCUUUAAUCAGAAAUCGACGUCUAUACACAUUAUUGUAUUUUAGUAUAUAUUAUUAUAUAAUAUAUUUUGAAUUCUACAGACAAUGACAAUUGUAGCGACGUGAUUUCUCAGCUCAAAAGUGAAAUUAAGGUAUAGGCCAAUAAGCCUUUACUGAUAAAUAUAGCACUUUCAAAUACAAAUUAUUAUCAAAUGACAGACUGUCAUGGUUUUUGUUAUAUUUAUAAGUAAAGAUAUUACGUACUGUAGUUAUUCAAAAUUACUUUAGGUAUCUACACCAUUCUAAAUUUUAAUGUGAAUUAGAUAAGAAAUAUUUUUUAAUUCUAUAUCAUUAUAAAUAAUACAAUUUUGGCUUAUUGAGUGCAUUCGAGUAUCUCAACUAAAGUGUGAACUAGCACGGCGUUUGUUAUAUUUGUAUGGAGGGUCGCAGAGUGAACCUACUCAUAGGAGAGAAAUAAAUUGCAUUAGAAGUCCAAAUUUCUUAGGCCUGUAAAUAUAAAUAACAUGUAGUUAGUCGCCUUACCAGAUACGAUUUAAUGGAUCAGAAAAAAAUAUACUUCUCUAUAUUUGAAAAAUGAAAUUGUCACUGAUUUGGAGGCAUACUACAACAAUAUAAUCAAAUGAAAUUAUUUUUUUAGUCAAAGGCCAUUAAAUUAAAUUAUUUCGCGACUCGUUCUAUAACGAAACCAUGGUAGCGGCGGACUAUAUUGUUACCUGUAACUAUUAUUAUAUUUACAGGUAACAAUAUAGUUGGUUUUAAGGAAAUUAUACUUACGGUCGUGUCGCGAACGCGCUAUCCUCUCCUGCAUGAGAAGUGAGCUCUGUUUGACUAGCCUUUUACAUCGUUAGUUCGGUAAUUGUGCUUAGUGAUAUUAAAAUAUGCUCAUAGAUCAGUUGUGAGAUAGACUCUAGCUCUAGCUAGGUUUUAGUGUUUCAAUAUAAUAUUAUAUAGGGAGUGAAACAAGUAAGGCUCAUCUACAAAAAUGGCUUAUACCGCGUAUUAUUUUAUUUUGACUUGAUUCCUUUAAUUUUUGUAUUAUCUGACGCUACAUGCGUUUGAUUUAACUGCAAUAAAAUUUUGUAUUUUAUGUAAAUAUAUUCAUUUGUUUAUUAUGCUCAUAUAAAAUCAAUUAUAUGCCAAGUUACUCAAGUAAUGACUACGUAAGUAAGAGGAAUAUGCAUAAUCUUUAUCUAAUCAGCAUGCCGUGGCAAAUUGUAUUAUUUCCUACAUUACAGUAUUGAUUCUCUCUCAAUAAAAUAAGACAUUAGGUAGUAAGAUUAUGCUUAAUUUUGUAUUUUGUGUAGGGCCUCGGCCCGCUUUACCAUACUGAUCAUUUGCUUAGUCAUUACCAACGGAUAUGUGAUGUAUGUUGGAUGAGGAGUAAAGUGCAGACGAUGUAAUAUAUUGUACUUUGAAUAAAAUAUAAAUAAAUACGUAAUAUAU